This is a messenger RNA of Pongo pygmaeus (Bornean orangutan), 3094 nucleotides long. Its product is annotated as probable bifunctional dTTP/UTP pyrophosphatase/methyltransferase protein. Lineage: Eukaryota; Metazoa; Chordata; Mammalia; Primates; Hominidae. The record is from RefSeq and is a predicted model, not a curated record. The coding region runs from base 1273 to 2964 and encodes 563 amino acids. The transcript is spliced from 13 exons. Gene Ontology annotation, molecular function: O-methyltransferase activity; protein dimerization activity; nucleoside triphosphate diphosphatase activity.
AUGUAGGUGUCUGUCCAAGAUGGUGGCGUGUGUCCACGAUGGCGGCGUGUGUCCACGAUGGUGGCGUGUGUCCCAGAUGGCGGUGUGUGUCCACGAUGGUGGUGUGUGUCCACGAUGGUGGUGUGUGUCCCAGAUGGCGGUGUGUGUCCACGAUGGUGGUGUGUGUCCACGAUGGCGGCGUGUGUCCCAGAUGGCGGUGUGUGUCCACGAUGGUGGUGUGUGUCCACGAUGGUGGUGUGUGUCCCAGAUGGUGGUGUGUGUCCACGAUGGUGGUGUGUGUCCCAGAUGGUGGUGUGUGUCCACGAUGGUGGUGUGUGUCCACGAUGGUGGUGUGUGUCCCAGAUGGUGGUGUGUGUCCACGAUGGUGGUGUGUGUCCACGAUGGUGGUGUGUGUCCCAGAUGGCGGUGUGUGUCCACGAUGGUGGCGUGUGUCCACGAUGGCGGCGUGUGUCCACGAUGGUGGCGUGUGUCCACGAUGGUGGUGUGUGUCCCAGAUGGUGGUGUGUGUCCCAGAUGGUGGUGUGUGUCCACGAUGGUGGUGUGUGUCCAAGAUGGCGGUGUGUGUCCACGAUGGUGGUGUGUGUCCCAGAUGGUGGUGUGUGUCCACGAUGGCGGUGUGUGUCCCAGAUGGCGGUGUGUGUCCCAGAUGGUGGUGUGUGUCCACGAUGGUGGUGUGUGUCCACGAUGGCGGUGUGUGUCCACGAUGACGAUGCUUCUCCUCUGUCAGAGGGGAGAUGGGGAGUUCCCUGGGCCCUGGCAGGCUGUGGCAGCCAGGGACACCCCCACUGGGGGCAUUUACCACCAUCAUUCCUGACCCCACAGUCUCUGCGGGGGUCACUACCUCUAGGCCAGGCCUCCCCAGGGACGCUGUUGUCUCUUCCUGGGUACCAGGGAUUGACUUAGCGCCAUCAUUGCCUCCCUUCCCACAGUCAUCGUUGCUGGCAUUUUUCCUGAACUUCCUGUGGGCAGGAUGGUUUUUGGACUCUGCCCCAACCUUCAGGGCUCUGGGAACCCUCUCACACUGUUGGCUCCUGGGUUCAGGGCCCAAGUCAAUACCUCCCUGCUGGCCUCUUUGUUCCUGACUUCUUCCUUUGCCAGUCUCUUCCCUCGAGGGCCAAGAAGGCCCCUGGUCAGUCCCCGAAGGCCCCUGGUCAGUGCCCGGCCCCCCAGCCACACUUACAGAAAGCCCUGGGUCUCAGGUUUGAGGUGGUCCCCUCCAAGUUUAAAGAGAAGCUGGACAAAGCGUCCUUCGCCACUCCAUAUGGGUACGCCAUGGAGACCGCCAAGCAGAAGGCCCUGGAGGUGGCCAACCGGAUGCACCAGAAAGACCUGCGGACCCCCGAUGUGGUCAUUGGAGCGGACACGAUCGUGACGGUCGGGGGGCUGAUUCUGGAGAAGCCGGUGGACAAGCAGGACGCAUACAGGAUGCUGUCCCGGUUGAGCGGGAGAGAACACAGUGUGUUCACAGGUGUCGCCAUCGUCCACUGCUCCAGCAAAGAACAUCAACUGGACACCAGGGUCUCGGAAUUCUACGAGGAAACGAAGGUGAAGUUCUCGGAGCUGUCUGAGGAGCUGCUCUGGGAAUACAUCCACAGCGGGGAGCCCAUGGACAAAGCUGGUGGCUACGGGAUCCAGGCCCUGGGCGGCGUGCUGGUGGAAUCUGUACACGGGGACUUUCUGAACGUAGUGGGAUUCCCGCUGAACCACUUCUGCAAGCAGCUGGUGAAGCUCUACUACCCGCCCCGCCCGGAGGACUUGCGGCGGCGUGUCAAGCACAACUCCAUCCCCGCCGUGGAUACCUUCGAAGACCUCAGUGACGUGGAGGGGAGCGGCUCGGAGCCCGCUCAGAGGGACACGGGCAGCUGCGAUGAGAAGGCCCAGGCGGGAGAGGCGGGACAGGCCGCGGCAGAGGCUGAGUGUCACAGGACUCAGGAGACCCUGCCUCCGUUCCCGACACGCCUCCUGGAGCUGAUUGACGGCUUUAUGCUAUCGAAGGCCCUGUUCACCGCUUGCAAACUGAAGGUGUUUGAUUUGUUAAAAGAUGAAGCACCCCAGAAGGCUGCGGAUAUUGCCAGCAAAGUGGACACCUCUGCGUGUGGAAUGGAGAGGCUUCUGAACAUCUGUGCUGCCAUGGGGCUCCUGGAGAAGACAGAGCAAGGUUACAGUAACACAGAGACAGCGAACCUCCACCUGGCAUCGGACGGUGAAUACUCUCUGCAUGGCAUCAUCAUGCACAAAAAUGACCUCACCUGGAACCUCUUUACAUACCUGGAGUUUGCCAUCCGAGAGGGAACACACCAGCACCACAGGCUGUUGGGGAAGAAGGUGGAAGAUCUGUUCCAGGACGCGUACUACCAGAGCCCGGAGACGCGGCUGAGGUUCAUGUGGGCCAUGCACAGCAUGGUGAAGCUGACUGCGUGCCAGGUGGCCACGGCCUUCGAUCUGUCCCGCUUCUCCUCCGCCUGCGACGUGGGAGGCUGCACGGGUGCACUGGCCCGAGAGCUGGCCCGUGAGUACCCUCGUAUGCAGGUGACUGUGUUUGACCUCCCGGACAUCAUCGAGCUGGCCGCCCACUUCCAACCCGCCAGACCGCAGGCAGCGCAGAUCCACUUCGCAGCAGGUGACUUUUUCAGGGACCCCCUCCCCAGCGCUGAGCUGUACGUCCUGUGCCGGAUCCUGCAUGACUGGCCAGACGACAAAGUCCACAAGUUACUCAGCAGGGUCGCUGAGAGCUGCAAGCCAGGGGCCGGCCUGCUGCUGGUGGAGAUGCUCCUGGAUGAGGAGAAGAGGGUGGCGCAGCGCGCCCUGAUGCAGUCGCUGAACAUGCUGGUGCAGACUGAAGGCAGGGAGCGGAGCCCGGGCGAGUAUCAGUGCUUGCUGGAGCUGCACGGCUUCCACCAGGUGCAGGUGGUGCACUUGGGGGGUGUCCUGGAUGCUAUCUUGGCCACCAAAGUGGCCCCCUGAAAUCCAGGCAGCAUGUUCAUUAUAGGGAUGUCCUCCCCCAGGCUGCAGGUGGACUGCCCGGUCCCCAAGUACCAUAGGACAGUCACAUAGGAGCGUGUAGUUGUGACUGAAUAAAGAAAGCAAAAGCCUG